AUGAUGAAGAAGUCGUCCCCGAAUCGCCACCUCAAGAGCUCAAGCGCAAAAAAAAACAAGGGGAAGGGGAAGACGGUUGAAACCGUAGCCGAAAUCAAAGAUGAUUCGAAAGCAAAGCCGAGACCUUGGACAAAAAUAGAAGAGGAGGCGCUAGCAAUGGCGUUUGUUAAGUCCUCAACUUGCCCGAUUGUUGGGAACAACCAAACGGGUAGUAGUUUUUGGAAGGUGAUAACGGGAAGAUUUAACGAGAUUAUGGAGCAAGGCCCGAUGCGUGAUCUCGAUACCGUCUUGGGCAAGUGGCGUAAAAUGAGCAAGGCCAUCAACACCUUUAGCGGGUAUUAUAACCAAAUUUACACUAAUUCUCCUAGUGGGAGUAACAACGAGGACAUUCUUAACCUUGCUUUGGCUAAAUGGGAUUCUAAAAAUUCAACGUCUUUCCAACACCUCCGACCAUGGAACAUUUUAAAGAAAGAAAACAAAUGGAAGCCGGUUCCAAAUGAGGUCGCGACCGCCAAACAGAGUAAAACUUCCGAGUCCGGAAGUUAUAGUGCCGGAGGCUCCACCGCUCGUUGUCAAAUCGACAUAAACGACGACCCGGAAUAUGACGAGGAUGUGUUGCCUGUUCACGAGUCGGAACGUCCCCCGGGAAGGGACAAAUCAAAUAAGAGGCGACCGGAAAGCGAAAAGGGGGCGGCUCGAGCCAAACAUCUUCUAGGGCAGGUUCGAAAAUGGACGAGUUGA
Helianthus annuus (common sunflower) is the source of this 741-nucleotide messenger RNA. Its product is annotated as glutathione S-transferase T3-like. NCBI's taxonomy places the organism in Eukaryota, Viridiplantae, Streptophyta, Magnoliopsida, Asterales, Asteraceae. The record is from RefSeq and is a predicted model, not a curated record. The transcript has 2 exons. Bases 1 to 741 code for a protein of 246 amino acids.